Mus pahari (shrew mouse) is the source of this 5288-nucleotide messenger RNA. RefSeq names its product WD repeat domain 97 (gene Wdr97). The coding region runs from base 52 to 5229 and encodes 1725 amino acids. The record is from RefSeq and is a predicted model, not a curated record. Gene Ontology annotation, molecular function: protein binding. The transcript is spliced from 25 exons. NCBI's taxonomy places the organism in Eukaryota, Metazoa, Chordata, Mammalia, Rodentia, Muridae.
CUCAGAGCUGUUACUAUCUCUCUCUCCCCUCUGGGACUGUCUGUGGUAGACAUGGGGGACGGGAUAAUAGAAACAGUCAACCUCUCUUCAUCAGAGGCUGACCACUUAGCUCUGGAUGUAGACUUUUAUGAUCAGGACAUCUAUGAUAUCCCAGAUCCUGGGGUGCUCAUAGAAAAGAAUGACUGCGUCUUCUCCCGGUUUACAGAACUGGGUCUGCUGGGGGGACCACAGGUCCCGCACCUCUUUACCAAUAGUCAGAGGUGGCAGAGUAUGUCACUGCGUCGCCGCGCCAGGCUGCUGUGGCUGCACCUCCGCGCGUACCUCCACGACAUCGUAGAGAAGGAGAAGAGAGCAGAGCUGCGGGUCGCUCGCAUGACACAUGGGCUGGAGCCACUGCGUCACCUUGAGGUGGAAGCUGGACUGUGCUCGGUAGCACAGGAUCCAGUGGGUGAACGCUUCAUGGUACUGGAUGGUGAAGGUUACCUGCAUCAGCAUACGAAGGAUGGCUGGGAGCAGGCCACGCUGAAGCCUCCCGUCGUACUUAACGGGCUUGUGACCGUGCCCGGCCCUCUGGGAGAGAUAGGCCGCUUUGUCGGCUGGGGUCCAGCUGGACUAAGUAUAUUAGGGCCAGACUUCCACCUGCUCUGGCUAAGCAAGCCACGGGUGAACAAGUCACUGGACCAGGAACCUUUUUGUUGUUUACCAGUGCCCAGCCUGAGUCUGUUGAUUGUGGCCCAGAUGAGUGGCAGCCUGGAGCUCUGGAAGUUCCGUUCAGGUGGUCGCUGUCUGGUACCCUGUGGUUCACCUUUGCGGCCACCACCGGGCUUGUCUGGCUCGUUCAAGUGCCUGGCCCUAGGGCUGGAACCUGACCACUGCAGUUGGCAUUGCUUUGCUGCCUAUGGCUCGGCAGUGCUCACUUUUGAUCUGGACGACUGGGCUCUCAUAAAUGUUAGCCAGGAUCUGCAUAAAACCAUCAUCUCAGACCUGGAUUACUGUGAGGAGAUGGAUGCCAUGGUGACAGCUUCCCGGGAUAGUACUGUGAAAGUGUGGGAAGCUGACUGGCAGAUCCGGAUGGUGUUUGUAGGACACACAGGUCCAGUGACAGCUAUGACAGUGCUCCCAAACAGCACACUGGCAGUGUCUGCCUCACAGGACGGGACAAUUCGCACAUGGGACCUGCGGGCCGCAGCUCAGGUAGGAGAGGUAACUCUGGGUUGCUGGACCGAAGACGAAAUCUCUGAGAAAGUGAGCCGUUUGCUGGCUCCUGCAAGUCCUGGCUGGCCGGUGCUCUCUCUCUGCUCAAAAAGCAUAGAGCUAUGGCGUGUGCGUACCCUCUAUUCACCAUUAGCACAGCUAUCCGCACCAGUGCUCCAUAUACAAGUGGCGCCAGUGCUACCAACGCCAACUGAUCCAUCUCUGCCCUCUCGCCUUGUAUGCGCCUGCGCAGAUGGGUCGGUCUACCUGGUGUCUGCUACUACAGGACAAACUGUGAGUUCACUACUGUUGGAACCGGAGGACUGUGCAGCUGGGGUGGUUUAUUGUUUGUCUCGAGAAGCGUUGUGGGUGCUAACACGCUCAGGGCACCUAGUGCGCGCCAAUGCCGCACGCUGCCCGAUGGUGGUGGUACACCGCCUGCGUCCACCUCCACCCCCAGCGCCGCAGCCCUGCUGCCUGCACCUCUACAGCCAUCUUACAGAUCCUCGAAGUGCAUUCGCUUGCUGGGAGAUUGUGCGACAGAAUCAGGGUGACAUGCUCCGCAGUGCCAUCGCCUGGGCCUGGAAAAAUAAGAAUAGGUUUCUUCCGGUGAUGGGGCACUCAGAUGGCACACUGUCUGUGUUGGAUUGGCGCACAUCAGUGACAGUCUUUCACACGGAAGCACACAGCCCAGGACCAGUGACUGCUAUUGGGUCUACCUGGAGCAGCAUUGUGACUUCAGGCGGAGACCUGACAGUAAAGAUGUGGCGUGUAUUCCCAUAUGCUGAGGAAUGCCUGAGCCUGCUCCGGACCUUUUCCUGUUGCCACCCCGUGGUAAUGCUCUGUGUUCUGGGGAAGCGCAUCACUGUAGGCUUUGAGGAUCCAGAGAGUGCCACCUAUGGCCUGGUGCAGUUUGGCCUGGGUGACAAAAUGCGUUACGACCAUCGGCCACAGGAUGACCCUAUGGACCAUAUCACUGGCCUAUGCUGCUGCCCCACCCUUAAGAUAUUUGCCUGCUCCAGCCUGGAUUGCACCAUCCGAAUAUGGACCAGGGAGAACCACCUGCUGCGGCUCCUGCAGCUCAACGGUCCCCCUCAGGCCCUGGCCUUCUCCAGCAACAAUGGAGACCUGGUCUUCUCACUAGGCUCCCGCCUCCACCUGGUGUCCUAUUUGACCUACUUACCUACAUCCUAUCUAGUUAAGAAAUUGUGUCUGAAGGCCCCUGAUGCGAUCAGUGACCCUCCACUGCCACUCACCAGCAAGAAGCCACUGACUUCCAGCCAGUUGCAGAGGCUUGCCAAUCUACGCGGAGCAGCGAGCCUCAGUGUGCCCUUGCCCUUCGGCUAUUACAAGACAUCAGAACCUCAGCAGCCAGUGUUGAAAGAGCACUUGGAGACUAUCAUAGCCCGGGAUCAAGACCUUCAUGAACUGAUACAGGGACUGGUGGCCCCAGCAACUCGGCCCCAACUCACCUUGAAGCAGCGCCACAAAGCCUUCGACAAUUACUUACGUCUGAUCUAUGGGUCUGACCUGAUGGGCAUAAAGUCUGAAUGGGAGUCCCAGCAGUGGGGCACUUCAGCCCCUUCCACAGAGAAGAAGUCACUGGACCCGGAGAGCCAGCCUGGACCUGUCAUCAUUGUUGGGCAGGUUGCACUUAGCAAUGAUGCUCAGCCAGUGUCCCCACUCUCAUUCCCCCAAUCCCCAGGAGCUCCAGGAAAGCGCUUUGCCCGCCCUCCUCGAGUCUCCUUGCCCAUUCCACCCACCUACCGGAAGGUGCAUAGCUGGACAUCCCAGCUUCUAGCACGUUCCUCCCUGAGCUGUGAGCUGGGCCUCGGCUUGGAUCUACAGGUGCACUGGGAUCAGUUUGCAGUCAAGGCCAUAGACCUGGACACAUCCAUCGACUACAUGAAGAAUAGGGUUCCACUGUUGCCGCAAAGAAAGCCCGCAGAGCCUCUCUCAAAGCUCAUGGGCUUCUUUCCUGCCACCAUAAAGCCCUACAGGGUGAGACCUUACCCCUCCAUCCUUCCAGAGGUGGCAUCUCCUGGGGGUCACUCUUUGCAUAUCCCAUCUCCCUUUGCUGUAAAGCCAUUGUGUUUCACUCUGACCCAAGGGCCAAGCCUACCUGUACAUGGCCAGGCCUGGCGGUACACACCUUUAUUAAUCCCACUACGUUCUCGGCCCAUCAAGUUUCCCGGCUGUGUGCCCAACUCUGUGGUACUGCGGCAAAUGUGGCUGCAAGCAGAGGUCAGCUGUCUCGGCUCCCUAGCAAAACUUUCUAGCCAGAGCAGAACCAAGGCAGAAAGUGAAGAUGAGCAGUGGUUAAGGCACCGAAAGCAUUCUUCUGCCAGGUGGCGAAGUAAACUAUUCAGUUUGCUCCGACUGACAAGGAGGAAAGGAGGGGAGGAGGAAGAGGAGGAGAGAAAGGAAGAGGAAGUGUUUGAGAGAGACUUGAUCCCCUCUUCCCGAACUUCCCGAACUUCCCGAACUUCUCGAACUUCGGAGACAGAGCCAGAACACUGGGGACCAGACACAGAAAGCGCCACAGAUUUGAUCUCAAAACUUUGCAACGAAGCCUCUAAGACUAAGAGCUACUCUCGUCCCCGCCAAUUUGGACGCUCAUUCUUGGAGGAACGCUAUGGGCAUUUGCCGAAGUUCCUGCAUUAUUUUGUGGUCCAGAACUGGUUCAAAAAACUGUUCCCAAUCUUUACCCUGGAGGCCUAUCCAGAGAUGGGCACAAUAGAGGGCUUGGCCUCCAUGUUUUUGGACUUCCUGUUACAAGCUUCCUGGGCGGACAGAGUGAACAUUCUAAAUGCCUUGCUGAGGUUGUUGCCUGAUGUCACUGGUAACCUCCGAACCCGGCUGCAGGCCAAACUCUUGUACUUGCUCAACCAGGAUGAUCCGCCCAAACUCCAGGACCAGACACAGAAGGAGUUUGUGAUGAUUGCACUGCAGCUGCUCUUGGCCUGCAGCCUGGAUGUCCUGGAUGUGGUGCUGGAAAUUAUCUCCUACUACCUGUAUUCUCCGAUCAGUUGCCGGCAGGAGCUCAAGAAGCUGUUGGAGGGGAUGGGGCUCCACGACCCUGACGGUGUGCUGUUCAAGGAAAUUAUGACCUGGGUUGAGGACUUGAAACUUGAAUCCAAGGCCGCGAUACGCACCCAGUGUCAACAGAAGCUUGAAGACAUUUAUCUCCAGGCGGAUACCUUGGAGCAGUCCACAGUCAAUGUUUUUGUGGAGCCUUCCAGGCAGGUCUCACAAACCUCCCUCGUUUCUGGGGGAAGCUUACCUGCCGUGAGCGCCUCUUGGACAUUCUCACGAGCAUCAGAAAUGUCCUUGCAGUUUCAUGAAUCGCUACUAUCACCCACGCCUUCACCUGUGCAGCCUAUAGAGUCUGUGGAGCAGAUGGAGUCUAUGGUAUCCAUCCCAGAACUCCAGACGGCAAGCUCACAGGCACAUAUGCGUAUCCAGAAAACCAAAAAGGCACUUGCCGAUAUGCUGCAGACCUUCUGUCUGGAGGACUCCGAGUAUGCAUUUAUGCCUGAUGCACUGAGAAGAGAGUCACCGCUGGCGCAGACAGUAUGGGCACGCUCUCAGAUAGUAGACCUGUUUCAUAUGGAUAUGCUUAAUCUCUUCUGUGAGAAGCGGCGGGCACAGCAGCAGAGAUCAUUGACGGAAGAGGAGGAGGAGAAGGAAAAGGCGCAUUUACCUGUCUCACUCCGACAACGACAACGCCACCAGCUAAGGCCCAAUGCUGUGCAGCGGCCGCUCCGGGAACGCUGGCUCUAUCCAAUCCUCCGUCUUCAGGAGGCCAAGGCACAAGACUUCGGUGUAUUUCUCAGGAGUCACAAGAUACAGAGCAAGGAGCUGACUCCCGAUGGUUCUCUCAGAGUGCUGAAGCUGCCACUGCCAAGAGUGGACUUGCAGCCCUUCCCCCCAGGCUGGCCCGCACCCCCACGGGCACUGCCCCCGCUCCUCCUUCAGCCUUCACUUCAACGCUACUUUCUGCUCCAAGAUACGUACCCUGAUGCCUACAGUUGACCUGGGGGACAGAUAGCCAAGGUUCCAUGGCCAAAACCUAGUUCUACCCACUUGGCAAA